Saccoglossus kowalevskii is the source of this 893-nucleotide messenger RNA. RefSeq names its product small ribosomal subunit protein uS11m-like. The record is from RefSeq and is a predicted model, not a curated record. Lineage: Eukaryota; Metazoa; Hemichordata; Enteropneusta; Harrimaniidae. Gene Ontology annotation, molecular function: structural constituent of ribosome. Gene Ontology annotation, biological process: translation. Gene Ontology annotation, cellular component: ribosome.
AUGGCGACCUCCGCUGUAUCCUUAAUCAGGAGAGGAUGUCACAUAUUAUGCAGACAAAUACUUGUCAAUCAACUGAGAAUACCCGUCGUUGCUCUCCAACCUCAGACAACAGCAUUUUUAUGUAUGUCAAGUAGGCAAUUUCAAGAGGAUGUAUCUGUAAAAACAGAAGAGGCCUCUCCUGAAACUGAAACAGAACAGGAUUUAAGUAUUAGCCACACAUACCAGAGACCGACUGACAAUUUAAUAUUCGGUGGAAUUGCGUUUAAGGACCUACCUAUUGUCCAUAUCAAAUCAACUUACAAUAACACACACUUCCAUGUUACUGACUGCUCUUAUAAAAGUCUGGUGAGGACAUCAUGUGGAACUGAAGGUUUUAAGAAUGCCAGAAAAGCGACGGGGGUGGCAGCACAAACGGCCGGUAUUGCUGCAGCUGCUAAAGCCAUUGAUAAAGGUGUGAAGUAUGUCAGAGUGGUGAUCAAAGGCCUUGGACCCGGACGACAGUCGUCUAUUAAAGGUCUGCAAAUGGGUGGCUUGGACAUAAUCUCUAUCACAGACAACACUCCGGUACCAAACAAUGGAUGCCGUCCCAGGAAAGCUAGAAGACUAUAGAUGUACACAGCAGUAAAAUUGUUUGCAUCCUGUAGCUGUAUGAAAGUCGAGAUGGCGAGAGAUGAGAAAACCUUUUCCAAGAGAACAUUGAUAUUGAAAAUAUCAUUCUGAAAAAUUAUUAAAGCAGUUACAUUUUUAACGUUUGUGAGUUAAUGCAUUGAUAGCCAUGCAUGUUUCACUCUAUACACUACUAUUAGUAAUCAGCUCCUUGGACACAUUUUUCUACACUUUUUUAUUGUAAUUCUUCAAUAUUUCUGGAAAUGAAUCCUAAUUUUGGAGCCAAC